Ceratosolen solmsi marchali is the source of this 3159-nucleotide messenger RNA. RefSeq names its product homeotic protein proboscipedia. The record is from RefSeq and is a predicted model, not a curated record. The transcript is spliced from 6 exons. The coding region runs from base 1 to 2706 and encodes 901 amino acids. Gene Ontology annotation, biological process: regulation of transcription by RNA polymerase II. Gene Ontology annotation, cellular component: nucleus. Gene Ontology annotation, molecular function: DNA-binding transcription factor activity, RNA polymerase II-specific; RNA polymerase II cis-regulatory region sequence-specific DNA binding. NCBI's taxonomy places the organism in Eukaryota, Metazoa, Arthropoda, Insecta, Hymenoptera, Agaonidae.
AUGCGCGGCAUUAACCGGGGCGUCGCGGAGCCACUAACCGUCGGCCUCGACGUCUAUCCGCCGCAGCGUCGGUACCGCCACUACGGCAGCUCGGAGUACCGACAGUCCGAGGAGGCCCAGCGGGAUAAAGAGGACCGGUUCGUAAAGACGCGGUCCCCAACGCCGCCAGCCGUCCUGGCUAACGACGGCGGCGGCGGAUUCUGGCUGGCCUCGGUGGCCGCGGGGGCCGGGGCCGGGGCUGUUUUACCCCCGCACGGGGCCCACCCGGCGGUCAUGGACGUCGGGACGCCCGGCCUCGGCUCGACCGAGACUGGCUUCAUCAACAGCCAGCCGUCCAUGGCCGAGUUCAUGACGGCUCUACCUCAAAUGGGCGGGACCGAGGGCCCAAUACAGCAUUCGCCCGGGGCCACGGGCAGACCGAUGAGCCCUGCCGCCCAUCAUCCGGGAUACCACGGGAUGAUAGACCCGCACGCGGUCCAGGACGGCUCGGGGGUCAACGUGCCCGAGUAUCCGUGGAUGAAGGAGAAGAAGACUACGAGGAAAAGUAGUCAGCAAGAGAACGGCUUACCAAGAAGAUUAAGAACGGCUUAUACAAACACCCAACUAUUGGAGCUCGAGAAGGAGUUUCACUUCAAUAAGUACUUAUGUCGACCUAGAAGAAUAGAGAUAGCGGCAUCGCUCGAUCUGACUGAAAGGCAGGUGAAGGUGUGGUUUCAAAAUCGCCGAAUGAAACAUAAGCGACAGACUCUGAGCAAAGAGGACGGCGACGACAAAGAUGGCACAUCGUCCGAUGGCCUCGAGAAAUCAAAGAGCGACAAGCUCCUCGGCAUGGACGAUGACGAAAAGAAAAGCUGCCACAACUGUGAUAUAUCCGGAGUCGGCGACGUCGGCAGCACGUUAUCCGGCGACGUGACCGAACUCACCUCCGUCCGCGGUGGCGGCAACAGCAACAACAAUACACCCAGUGCAACCAAUAACAACAACAACAAUAACAAUAACAACAAUCCAAGCUUCAACGCCAACAGUAAUGGCGCGAGUAGUGUAGGAAGUACCAACAGCGUCUCCAGCACAUUUGAUAAAAUGAUGGUCGACGAGGAUUCCCGAUCACAGGAGGGCAGCGACACGACCUCGCCCAGCCUUUCAUCUAAAAAAUCCGAUGUCAGGAUCAAGGUUGAGUCCGAGCAUAAGAUUUCGAAUUCUACGAAACAGCAACAGCAACAGCAGCAGCAGCAGCAGCAACAGCAGUCGCAGCAGUCGCAGCAGUCGCAAUCGCAGCAGCCACAGUCACAGAUCAGCAUAAGUAAAAAGUCACCGUCGACGAGCUCAAAAGACAUGUGCUCGGUAAGCAGUAAUGGUGUCCUGCUGGCCCUGCCGGAUUCCACGGUCGGCACCCCGAAUCUACCGAAUCAGCCUGGCUCCUCGACGCGCAGCCUCACACCCUCCUCAACUCCGAGCACCCCGGCCUCGGUCCAGCUACAGGGUAGCCCUCUGAGCGUCCAGCAGGUCGCCCACGUCUACAUGCAGCGUCCUCGGAGUUCGCCGUCCUCGAGCGUCGGGGUGUUGCACACACAGAGUACCAAUCCAACGGCCGCGAACUCGCCCCAUACCCGAGGAAUGCCACCAGGAAGCCAAGCUCACUUCCAGCAGGGAGUCUACCACCAGGUCUCAGCUAGCGUCGAUUACAGGAACGGCAUCCAGGCCAGCCGACAAACCGGGCCGAUCGCCAACCAACAAACCGCCUAUUGCUCGCGGGAGGCCGCCUACCACCAGCAGAGGAUCGCCUACCUCGGGGAGAUGCAUCCCCAGUACGGGCGCCAAGGUCCGACCGGGCCCAAUCGCGUUAAUCAUCACGCAAGGGCCAGCGCCGCGCGGUCCAUGUACAAUCAUCACUCAAUGCAGCAAUUUCAUCAGCAACACAAUCAUUACGCCAGCACCGGCGAUUAUAACGGAUACGCGCAACCCGGAACCUACCACGCCUCUUAUCACGCUCGGAGUAUGCCAAGCGCAAACAGUGCGACAUACGGCCCAGGCUCGCAAGCCUAUCCACCGGCUCCCGAGCACAACGGCUCCGAAAACUACAUGCCCAGCAACAAUUACGGCUAUGCCCCGGUCGCCUCCUAUCAUACGUCGACUAGCGGUGCCGACGUUACGUCAAUUCCUGGACAUCAGUCUCACGCGUCAGUGCCAUCCCAAUCCAAUCAGCACUACUAUGCCGAUGUCCAUCACCACAGCCAUCAGCAGCAACAGCAACAGCAUGGUGGCAAUGGCACUGGCAGCGGCGGCGGCGGAGGUGGCGGGAACACGGGUGGUGGCACCAAGUGCCAUCCAGGAAACGUAUACUACGAGCAACAGCCCCAGCCCCAGCCGAGCGGCCAAGUGCACGUACACCAGGGCGGCGAGGCUUCGAGCAUCCCAGCCAGUUACGUCUCCUCGCCAGAUCCUUUCCCCGCGGCCCCGGGUAUCGCUACGACCGCAACCGCGAUAGCCGCAGCCACGUCCGCGGUAAUCACGCCUCCCACUGGCCCAGCGCCCGGACACUCCGAGUCCGGGCAGCACGACGCCUACAGCGCCUUUGCCGGUUACUACGGGACCGAUGGAACAGCCCAGGCCCAACCCCAGGCCGAUAACAGCAACAGUUCCUCGGAUUUCAACUUUUUGAGCAAUCUCGCCAACGACUUUGCCCCCGAAUACUAUCAGCUCAGCUGAGCACACGAGCACGAUGUCGUCGUCACGGCGGCGUCCGCCGGCUGUCAACAGCAUCAGCCACAGCAACAACAGCAACAACAGCAACAGCAGCAGCAGCUCGACUGGAGCGACGAGCAGUAUCUUCUGAACGAGCUCUACUGAUCGGCGGCAGAGGAGCGCCGAGGGUUCGGGAUGCCUAAGGAACCCCGACCGGAUCAGUCGACGUGUUCGCGCGCGGCUCUGGCCCAUGGCCAAACAUAACAAAAGAGAAUCACGAACGACUGCCGCUGCCAUCCCAACUUACUUUCCUUUUAACCCGACGAGUCGCCGUGACGCUCCUCCUUUUCUCCAGGUCACGCGACACUACAGACUAGCGUUUUGAAGCAGCGUACAAAACGAUUAUGCUUUUCUUUAUGAAGAGCCAAACAACGAGAAGCCGAACGUGGGCCUUUUCCUUUUGCAGGCGCAGCUCUC